This is a messenger RNA of Besnoitia besnoiti, 2532 nucleotides long. Its product is annotated as nuclear transport factor 2 (ntf2) domain-containing protein. Gene Ontology annotation, cellular component: ribonucleoprotein complex; cytosol. The transcript is spliced from 6 exons. The coding region runs from base 1 to 2532 and encodes 843 amino acids. The record is from RefSeq and is a predicted model, not a curated record. Gene Ontology annotation, molecular function: mRNA binding. NCBI's taxonomy places the organism in Eukaryota, Apicomplexa, Conoidasida, Eucoccidiorida, Sarcocystidae.
AUGUCUGUGUACUCGGUUCACCCUGCUGCGGCGGGUGGCGCGCCAGCCGCCUCUGGCGCAGGCUUCCACCACAGCGGACAGAAUCCUGCGUUUUCUGGGCACCACUCGUACGGGGGCACUUCAGGUCUGCAUCCGUCUUCCGGCGCGCGCGGCGGCAACUAUGGUCAGCCCCCUCAUAUGCAGCAAAUGCAGCUGCAGCACCUCCAGCAGCCGCCGCUCCCUCCGCCACCUCACCAGCAGUACCAGGGCUUCACGAAUGCCGGAAACUACUCCCAGCAGCACACGCAGUCCGCCGUCCAGCAGCUGCCGCAGCAAGGCCACCACCCCCACGCGUACGCGCAGCCUAACGCCGCCCCCGGCGCAGCCAUGUCGGGCGCCUCGGCGCUUGCCACGCCGAGCGCGACGGCGCCGGAUGCGUCGCUGUUGGCGGCUCCGCAGCAGACCUCCACGUUCCUGUUCGCCUCGCAGGGGGCCCAGGGCUCUUCGGGCGCGACGGGGCCUCUGAUGAUGGACGGCCAGGGCGCGGGCCCGCUCGCGGGGGCCGCGCCCCAGGUGGCGAACGGGACUCUGCCCCAGGGCUCCGACGGCGACCACGGCGCGCACCCUAGUGCCGCGAAGCCGCGCAUGCUGACGCCCAUGGAAGUCGCGCACUCCUUCGUUUACCAGUACUACUACAUGCUCCACGACACGCCCCUGGAUCUGCAUCGCUUCUACGACUUCGACUCGCAGAUGAUUCGAACGACUGACCGCGACGGGACUGCACCUCACACUGCGCCGCAGCACACGGACGUGCGCGCAGUCGGUCAGCGCGAGAUCUACCGCGCCUUCGAACGCGGCCGCUUCGAGAGGACUACGUGCCGCGUGCGCUUCAUCGACGCGCAGGAGAACAAGGAUGGCGGCAUGCUGAUUCUUGUCGCUGGUCGCCUGAAGCACGCCGACGAGGAACCCGAGAGGGAAUUUGUUCAGACCGUCUUCCUGGCGAAGCAAAAGGCGCCGCGAAACGGCUGGUAUGUGACGAACGAGAUUUUCUGCUACCUGGACGCCGCCGUGGAGGAAGUGCAGGGAGGUGUGAAGGAGGCCGCGGUGCCCUCCUCGCCGGGUCACGAGGCUGCGGCUCCGGACCAGGCUGCGGAGGCCUUCCAGCAGGACGCCGCUGCAGAGACUCCUGAGGCGCGCGCGGCGGCGGGAACAGGCGCAGUGACCAAGGAGGCCGCCACCACCGCUCCGGCCGCCGCCGAGGCCUCUGCGGGGGGCGCCGCCGCGCUGCCUGCGAGCCCGCGAGGUGCGGCGGCCAAGACUUCUCAGCAGCAGGAGUCCGAGAAGGCUGAGGAGACGAGCAAGGGAGCCGGCGCGACCGAAGGGAAGAAGGAGGGCACGGUGGGUGAGGAGAAGGCGGCCCCUGCGACGGAGGAGAAUGCGACCCCCGCAGCGGAGACGCAGGCUCAGCGCUCGCCCACGGCUCAGAAAGGCCCCCAGAGACGCCAGUGGAAGCGCGACGAGGCUGCUGUCGCGGAUGCGUCGGUUGCCGACGCGAACUGGCCGCGACCUGGGGAAGUGAAGCAGCAUCCGCAGAAAACCGAGGCGCAGCAACAGGCUGAGCAAUGCAACUACGACCCGAAGAGCUUCGCGUUCAAGGUUGUGCACAACGCCUCUCGCAAUGCAAGCGGCCCGAAGGGCUUCGCGGUGCCGGCUUCGAGGUCGCCGGCAACUGCGGCGAGCAACGGGCGCGCGAGUCCCUCGCAGGAGGGCGGCCGCGCGGGCGGCUCGCGCUCGGGCUCCGCCGCGACCGCGUGGAGUGCGCAGGGCGAGCGCGGGGACGCCGCGCGAGGAGACGCACCUCCGGCGGGCGCCAAGAAGCUCGUCGUGCUGUCGGAGAUGCCAGCUGAGUUCUCCGUUGACGAGCUGAAGAAGGCGGUCGCAGACCAGCUGAAGAAGUUCAACGAGGGCCAGGCCGUCGAGAUCCGCAAGCCCGCCAGCGGCAGAACGCUCGGCUGGUUCAUCGAGCUCGACUGCCGCCAGAGCGCAGACUACCUCAUGCAGCAGGGUCUCUAUGUCCGCGGGCGACAGAUGCGCCUGGACUUUGCACGCCAGCAGGGCCCCGGCGGCGCGCGCGGCCCGGGCGGAGCCCGCGGCGGUCGCGGCGGCGGGUGGAAGGCCCCGAACGGCCGCGGAGACUUCUACGGACCCAAGGGGGGCGAGCAGGGCGCCUUCGAAGAGGACAGCCGCCACCACGGCUCGCGCUGCGCACCGCGCGGUGAAGGCGCUAACGGCAACGCCUACUCGGGCGCCGCGGCCGCGCAGAAGGAAGGCGAGGCAGGAGCGGAUGGCGGGAUGUGGAUUGAUGCGGGAAAGAAGAAAAAGGCCGCACCGCCUUCCGCAGGAGCGCAGGGCGGAGGCGCAGUCAACCAGGGCGAGCGACGCGCCGGCUCUGGCGGGGCCCGCGCUGGCGGCGGGGCUGUGAGAGCGCGAGGCGGAGGCCCGCGCCGACCUGCAGGCGGCAAUGGCGAGCAGCAGGCCGGCUGGUCGAGAUGA